UAAAUACAAAGCGAAGCCGGUUUGACAGAGGGACAGAACGUUCAUUGUCCACAAAGGAGCGAGGAACACUCUGACGUGUCUUUUCUUUUUUCUUUUUCUUUUUAUUAUUUUUUGUUGUAACGCUGAAGACCACGAGAGUCAGACUCCACCGAAGAGGAGCUUGGACGGCAUGCAAAAUUGUGAAAUUUCCUCAGACAGCACUGAUGAUCCUCUUAGUAGCGGCCUUCAUACUCAUCGGCAGCCUCGAAUAGUAGUGAUCGGCGCUGGCUUGGCCGGCCUUGCCGCAACAAGGGUCCUGCUAAAAAACGGCUUCACGGAUGUCACUGUCCUAGAGGCGUCAGACCACAUCGGCGGGAGAGUUCAGAGCGUUCAGCACGGAAAAGCAACUUUGGAGCUUGGAGCUACGUGGAUCCAUGGUGCCAACGGGAACCCGGUUUACCACCUGGCAGAGGAAAAUGGGCUACUGGAGCACACCACGGAUGGAGAGAGGAGCGUGGGACGCAUCAGCCUGUACACCAAGAACGGCGUGGCCCACUACCAGACCAAUGUGGGCAAAAGGAUCCCCAAGGACUUGGUGGAGGAGUUCAGUGAUGUGUACAAUGAGGUGUACGAGCUGACUCAGGAGUUUUUCCAAAGCGGGAAGCCUGUUUGUGCCGAGAGCCAGAACAGCGUUGGCGUUUUUACACGAGACUUGGUGCACAAGAGGAUCACGUUGGAUCCAGAUGAUUCUGAAAACAUCAAGAAGCUCAAGCUGUCAAUGCUUCAGCAGUACCUCAAGGUGGAGAGUUGUGAGAGCAGCUCCCCCAGCAUGGAUGAGGUGUCUUUGAGCGAGUUUGGAGAGUGGACAGAGAUACCUGGAGCCCAUUAUGUCAUUCCUGAAGGUUUUAUGAAGAUUGUCGACCUCCUGGCCCAGGACAUCCCGUCCCACACCAUCAGCCUUUGCAAACCGGUCCGCAGCAUCCACUGGAACUACUCGGCCCAUCACCGAGAGGUCAUUGCCAAGAGCAGCGACACCAAGCAGGUCGGCAACCAUAAUGACAACAACCACAGUGGCCAACCGCAUGAGGACCCUCUGCUCCCGGGUCACCCCAUCUGUGUGGAGUGUGAGGACGAGGAGUGGAUCACUGCCGACCACGUCAUCGUGACAGCUUCGCUCGGCGUCCUGAAGCAGAACCACUCGGCCAUGUUCUCCCCACCUCUUCCCGAAGACAAGGUGCUCGCCAUCGAGAAGCUGGGCAUCAGCACCACCGACAAGAUAUUCCUCGAGUUCGAGGAGCCCUUCUGGAGCCCAGAGUGCAACAGCAUACAAUUUGUGUGGGAGGACGAGGCUCAGCUGGAACAGCUGGCCUACCCCGAGGAGCUGUGGUACAAAAAGAUCUGCAGCUUCGACGUCCUCUACCCGCCCGAGCGCUACGGCUACAUGCUGAGCGGUUGGAUCUGUGGCCAGGAGGCGCUCUACAUGGAGCGCUGCGAUGACGAAACGGUGGCUGAAACCUGCACCGAGCUGCUCAGGCGCUUUACAGGGAACCCUGACAUUCCAAAACCCAGGCGUAUCCUGCGCUCGUCGUGGGGCAGCAAUCCUUACAUCCGAGGCUCCUACUCCUUCACCAGAGUCGGGUCCAGCGGUGCGGACUGUGAAAGGCUGGCCAUGCCGCUGCCUUAUGCCAACAGCACCAAGGCUCCACCUCUGCAGGUCCUGUUUGCUGGAGAGUCCACCCACAGGAAGUACUAUUCUACAACCCACGGUGCUUUGCUCUCAGGGCAGAGAGAGGCCACUCGCCUCACAGACAUGUACCAGGACUUACACGCAGCGCAAACCACAAAGCCUAAAAUGUAACAAAGAUCAAACCUCUGACUAGUGAAAAAAAUGAAUAAAUAAAACUUUGAGCUAAAUAAAACUAUGUCUUUCUGAUUAAGGUGUACUUAAAAAGCAUAGCUUGGGCAUUUUCACUCUGAUAACUAAUGAAUAUUGUUUAACUGUACUGUAGAUCUGAAUCAUGCRAAUUUUUUGAGAUGUCAAAACGUUGCCAAUGGUGCUGUUAUUUCUUGUCUUUGUCAUUCUGUCAUCCUKUUUGUUUGUUUUUUAUCAAUAAGGUCAUGUUUAUAGCAGCAUCUGUAAUUUACCUUGUUUUUGUAAAGUGCCUUCUGUAUGUAAUGUCAUGUUACCUAAAAAAUAUUGGGAAUACUAAACAAAAAUUGUAAAGAUUUUAACAAAAUAAAAGUUUUAUGAUCAUGAAA
This is a messenger RNA of Austrofundulus limnaeus, 2238 nucleotides long. It is a transcript of the gene smox, whose product is annotated as spermine oxidase. Gene Ontology annotation, biological process: spermine catabolic process. Gene Ontology annotation, molecular function: polyamine oxidase activity. NCBI's taxonomy places the organism in Eukaryota, Metazoa, Chordata, Actinopteri, Cyprinodontiformes, Rivulidae. The record is from RefSeq and is a predicted model, not a curated record. Bases 170 to 1837 code for a protein of 555 amino acids. The transcript has 7 exons.